CUGCUACAGCUGCUGCUGCUCUGGCCUCUGCCGCCGCCGAGUUCCUGCAGCCGCGUCCCUUCGCACUAGAGGGAGGGGGAAGUGGGAGCCUCUCGCUCCGAAGAAGUUGGCGCAGCCCCGGGAAGGAGACGGCCGGGCAUCCGGCGGCAGAGGCGUUCAACCUACGGGCAGAAUUGUUCUCUACUUGAAGACACUAAGAUUAAAUAUAUCCAGCAAAACCCAGAAUAUGUGUGGAAAAGCUUGAUUUUGAAGGAGCAUCUCUUCUAGCACUGAGAUUCUUCAUUUAAGAAAAAGAAAUUGAAUAAUUGAAAUUUUACCAGUUAUCUCAGAUUCUUAUGCACUCCAGCACCCCUAUAAGUUCUCUGUUCUCCUUCACCAGCCCAGCUGUAAAGAGGCUGUUGGGCUGGAAGCAAGGAGAUGAAGAGGAAAAGUGGGCAGAAAAGGCUGUUGACUCCCUGGUAAAGAAGCUGAAGAAGAAAAAGGGUGCCAUGGAGGAACUGGAGAGGGCGCUUAGCUGCCCUGGGCAGCCCAGUAAGUGUGUGACAAUCCCACGCUCUUUGGAUGGAAGGCUGCAAGUAUCUCAUCGCAAAGGUUUGCCACAUGUCAUUUAUUGCAGAGUGUGGCGGUGGCCUGAUCUACAGUCUCAUCAUGAGUUAAAGCCCUUGGAAUGCUGUGAAUUUCCAUUUGGCUCAAAGCAGAAAGAAGUCUGCAUUAAUCCUUACCAUUACCGAAGAGUGGAAACCCCAGUGUUACCUCCAGUGUUGGUUCCAAGACACAGUGAAUUCAACCCACAUCUUAGCCUCCUUGCCAAAUUCCGGAACACAUCUCUUCACAGUGAGCCACUGAUGCCCCACAAUGCAACUUAUCCUGAUUCUUUCCAGCAGCCUCCCUGCACCCCUUUCCCAGCAUCCCCCAAUAUAUACUCUCAGUCACCGAGCAGUAUGAGCUACCCAGACUCUCCAGGAAAUUCUUCUGCACCAGGAAGUCCUUAUGAGCUCACAGUUGAUACACCUCCUCCACCUUAUCAUGCCAGAGAAACACCACGAAACCACAAUGGAUGCCCUGUGCAUGCAGUUACGGACAGUCCGUUAGUGCUAUCAUUGCCCAAUGGAGACUUCCGACCUGUUUGCUAUGAGGAGCCACAGCACUGGUGUUCAGUUGCUUACUAUGAACUCAAUAACAGAGUAGGAGAGACUUUUCAGGCCUCUUCUCGAAGUAUACUAAUAGAUGGCUUUACAGAUCCUUCAAACAAUAAGAACAGGUUCUGCCUUGGAUUGCUGUCGAAUGUUAACAGGAAUUCUACUAUAGAAAACACCAGGAGGCACAUAGGAAAAGGUGUUCACCUGUAUUAUGUUGGGGGAGAGGUAUAUGCAGAGUGUGUGAGCGACAGCAGCAUUUUUGUACAGAGCCGCAACUGUAACUAUCAGCAUGGUUUCCACCCAGCCACUGUCUGCAAAAUCCCCAGUGGAUGCAGCUUGAAGAUUUUCAACAACCAACUCUUUGCUCAGUUGCUUGCCCAGUCAGUUAACCAUGGCUUCGAGGUGGUGUAUGAGCUAACCAAGAUGUGCACCAUCCGGAUGAGCUUUGUUAAAGGAUGGGGAGCUGAAUACCAUCGCCAGGAUGUUACCAGUACUCCAUGUUGGAUUGAGAUCCAUCUUCAUGGACCUUUGCAAUGGCUAGAUAAGGUGCUGACACAGAUGGGUUCCCCACAUAAUCCAAUUUCCUCUGUUUCGUAAGAAUCAUCUCCACACGCUAGGGGACGAAUACUGCUUCAGGCCUUGGCUCGUAGGAUUCUCCCCUAAAUUUCUGUAUAUAGCUAUAAAUAUGACUGUGUAUGUGUGUGGGUUUGUGUGUAUAUAUAUGAUACUAUUAGUGUUUUUCAUGCUGUAUUACAUGUUUUAUUAGUUAAUAAGAUGGUAGUAAGUUCCAUUGUGUUCUGUCUAUUGAUGAAGCUAUAGAAAUAUGCCUAAUUGCCUAUUUUUUGGUAUGGAAUGAGACCAGUGUUGCUCGCACCUUGUAAAAUAAUUAUAUAUCGAAGUUAAAUUUGCAAAUAAUAAUGCUGUUUUCAAAUGGAGCAAGUAGUAUUGUCUAGAAUCCACAGGGACAAUUUCUUGAUACCAUCAUGCAGAUGCUUCUGGAAACUCAGAUCAAAGUAUCUGUGCUUCUCCAUUUUGUUCCUGGCAUGUGGAUCUUAAGAUAAAACUAUAUUGUUUGUGAUUACAUAGGUUGCAUUUUGCACAGUUGAGUAACAAUUAUAAGCCUGCAAAUGCAACCUCCUCCAAAUACCAGGUAUCUCUAUCCUUGCUUUGGAAGAGAAAGCUGAGACUGAACUAUACCUCCUGCUCUGUGGUACAAAAAAAAAAAUCACCUAUCUAAUUCCCAGAAUUACUAAAUUGUGUGUUUUCCUGAUUCCUCUUUAUGUUGUUCAGUGACAAUGAGGCAGGGUGGGAAGAGGGUAUUUGAAGCUGCUAUGGUUAAAAUGUUUAAAAUCUAUUCUUUGUAACAUCUAGAAUGACUUACUUCUGCCCAGCUAGCAGGGCACUGUAGUCCUUCACACAUACUUCAGCUGCAGUGGAAGGGAAGACGUAUACAACAUCUUAACCCCAAGACAUGAAUAAUUGUCCUUGGAUGUUAUGGGCCUUGAUACUAAAAAUGUAGAGUUGACCAUUGGCAACUGCAAUUUGCUUAAUACAAAACAUAGUUGUAUCUUCAGAUUCAUAUGUUGCCAAACUUCACUCAAACUCUUAAUCAUUUACAAAGUAAAUUGUGUAGUAUUUCAGUAAAAAUAUUACUUCUUUCCUCCCACUCAUCCUAGUUAUUGAUAAGCAUAAUCAGUGAGGGUAAUUGUCAUCUGCAAUGAUCCUGAGUGGAAGCUAAUUCAUAUAUUGUUAAUAUGUGCUAACCUUUGCUUCAGUUUAACCUGUUACUUAUUUGAUGAGUCAUUUUGUACAUGGAUACUGAAUGAUAAGAAAUACACUGGAAUAGCCCAAAAGUAUGAGUUGCUGCAUCAGUGUGCAAAAGGGAUUGAGUGUAAUAACAAAACUGAAAAUGCAUUUGCCAGAAGAGGAAAAUCAUCUGAUAGCACUUAAAUACUUAAGUCUAAGUACAGCAUCUUUGUACAAUUCUGCUAAUUAGAGCAUCAGUUUGGCUCAGUGUCCUGUCCUUGAAUGUACUAUUACUGAAUUAUUAUUAUUUUUUUUAAAAAAUAGUCUUCCUCUGGGGUACCCCUGUCAAGUCCAACCCUUUGACAGAUAGAUACCUCCCCCUCCAUUGCUAACCUAGAAGCAAGUGAUUUAUGGAGAAAAAUAGGUUAAUGACAUCAGAUUGUGAAAGCAAAAUACCUUAAGAGGAUGAGAGUGGGAUUUAGGUCUCCUAUAUGUAUGGUUCUGUGGGAUGUCUUUUGAAGAAUUAAAGAUUUGGCAGGAGAUAAGUUUUGGAAAACUGAUAAAGACUGUGGUUCUAUUAGAAGUUUUAUUAUUCAAUUGCAUUGCUAAAAUGUAUCAACUAUAACUGUAUCAAAGGGAUAGCUUCAUAGCACUGCCAAAGAGGUAUCCUAUAGCACCUUCCAGGUGAAUAUAAUUUUGUGAACUAUAAUCAAUUGAAUUAGAUGUUUGAAAUCUUACCUUCUGCUUACAGGUAAAUCUAGUGCAGCUGGAAGAAAAACCUAAAUUAAGACUAAUAAUAAAAUGAAAGAGUAAGUCUUAAGCCCUAUAGAAUUAUGAUAAGCUACUUUUGAAUUUCAUUCCUUCUUAAGUUUUACAAUUUAACGAAACUGUAUGUGCAGAAUCAAUAUUACAUUACAAAAGGGAUAAAACUGGCUUAGAAAAAAAAGGUGCAUAUGUAUUCGUCAUAAGCUGCCUUUGCAUGACACACUGAACCACAAACUAGCUAAUUAUAUUUAGCUUACUGUAUAGUGCAAACCCAGCCUACUUGUCCAAUUUAUAGUUUAAGGUAUUACAUAUAUAGAAGAAAUUUGGUUGGGUAAACCAUGGGUAACUUAACCACAGUGUUUUGUGUGAACACAGUCAUAAAGUAAACAGUGCAUAAUAUUUGUUAGGAUAUGCAUUCAUAGUAGUUCCUUUAUACACUUGUGAACAACACAUUUAUAAACAUAAAUCAAAAAUGCUGUUUCAAAUAAAAAUCUCAAUGACAUCUACUGCAGUGUGAUAUCCAGUGUGAUAUUUCUGGAAUAGGUAGAAUAAGGAUUAACAGAACAGGAAAGAAAUAGCUAAAAUAUCAGAAUACAAUGUAAAAGAACUAUCCUGGGAACUUGUAAACCAAGAGCCCUGUUCAGCCAUGAAAAGUGGGUGAAUGCAGCACAUACAGAAAAAUAUUUACUGCUGAAUUGCAGUUGAAACAUUCAUAUGACCACUUCUUUCAUAAUUCAGCUGAUUCAGCCUGCAUAAAAAUGGUCCCUUUAGAUAGAUCUUUCUGUAUCCAGAUGUUUUUGUAUAGCUGUUAACAAGGAUGGACCCUACAAAUCUAAACCUUAACCCACUGAUAUUAGAGCUUCAGGGUCAAGGAAACCAUGUAGUUUCUGCUGCAGCUAUAAUCAAGUUAGCAAGGUUGAGUUCUACUUGGACUCUUCAAAGAUGUGUUUCAGACCAUUGCAUGAUUAUUGGGAUUGCAAUCUAAAAUAUAUAUAUACAGGAUUGCAACCUAAAACAUUCUGAAUAAAAUCUACAAAUUUUCCCUGAUUUAUUUAAGUAUGGAUACUUGAUAAGUAUCUGCAGAACUAUGCACUCUUCAAAACAGGCAGGAUCCAUAUUCAUACUUGGAGGUUGACCCAUUGAAAAGAAUGACUAAAACUCUCUUUAGGUGUCCAAAUAAAGUGUGUGGGUAAAAAUAGGGAAAACCACUGGCUCUCUUAAAAGACAUUAAAUUUUUUAAACAAAGGUUUCAACCUAGAUUCAUAAAUUAAAAUUUGAGAAGCAAUGAUGUUUUCAGAAUGUGGAAAAUUAAAGGAAAACGCUAUUUACAGUGCCUUUCUUGUAUCAUCAUUACUUUGUAAUGGAUUGAAUACAUUUUCCCACAAAAUCUCCAGCUAGCAACACAUGUAAACAUCCAAGCAUCUGAGUAGAGCAAGCAGUGCUCUGAAAAAUAGGUGCUUUGAGGAGGUAUUACCUAAAUAAUUAUUGUAUAUACUACUUGUAAUAUAAAUCUAGAUCAAGUAUCAGAAUUGGUAGCAUAUCAAAAGUAAUGAACGUGAUGGGUUCCCCCCCUCAUAAUGGAAUUAAGACAAGAGUAAGAGUAGCACCUAUUUACUCUUGAAGCCUUUUUCCUUAAAUUAGGCUAGAAUGGGAUUUUAUUGACUGAACCAUACAUGGAUGAAUAAUCCUAAAGUGAGGAGUGGGAUGCCCAGGGGCAUUUGGUAUGUGUUACAUGUGGUGUGGGUUACGAGGUUCAGUGAAUGGGUGCUCUGGCCUGGGAGGAUGGAGUAAAUGGUGGGAGCAGGUGGGGGAAUGUGGGGUGGUGGGAUGCACUUUGGGCCACCUGCCAUGGGGGCUUGAUUCCCCAGAGGCCACUAAGUGCUUAUUGCAGGAGAGGCCAAGAGUGCUGGGAGCCUUGUGAGGGAUAGGUUGAUAGGGACAUUUAGUGUGAUGUGUGCAGGGAAGUGUUAGCCUUGUAAGGUAGCCCAGUCAAGAAGUACAACUAUGAGUACUAGUUCUAUCUUUAUUGUAAGGUUGCAUUAACAGAAUCUUGAGGCCAGGUCAGCUCAGGAAUUCAUGGCCUCCAUAGUAAUCACAGGCCUUUCCCAAGUCAUUUAUGGCCCAACAUUUGACAGUGGCCACACACUAGAUCUACUUUUUGCCUUGAGGUCAUUGCACUGUGAUCCAGUAAUGGAGAACGUUAGUAGGAGUCCCCCCUUUUGGGGGGGAGAUGGGCGAUAAUAUAAAUUUGAAUAAUAAGUAAGUAAAUAUCAAUCCAUUGCUGUGGACAGACAGAUCACUCAGUUUUCAGUCAGAUGGUGUCAUCUCCACCCACCCCUUUUGUGGGAAGAUGGAGCCUAUUUGAUCAGCAUGCCAUCAGGCAACUGAUGGGCCUAAUGGGAUUCCAGAGGGAGCUUGGCAUUUUCCCUGGGGAUCCGAUGGGUAGUUCAGUUGAGGCCUUAGAGAGGGAGGCCUUGGACUGUAUUGCUGCAGUGCAUCUCUCCCUGUGCAUCAAUCCCAGGAUGUGCCUUGGAUUACCAAGAAGAACUGGGAGAUAAAGCACAAGAAGAGAUGCCUAGAGAAUACUGAAGAACAAAGCCAGUCUGAUUGAUCAUGGGUAAGAAUCCAUAUUUGGGAUUACCUCAUGGAGAUAAGGGCAAUGAAAUAACAAUAUUUUUCCACCCUUAUUGCAUCUGCUGAUAGUUGCCCAAUGGCCAUCUUUAGGGUGACCUGGUCCCUGCUGGGGAGAGACAGGUCACAGGAUCAUCUGCAGGGCCACAGUAAAGAAUAUUCUGUUUGGCAGAUAUAGUCGCUCAGAUCCGCUUGGAGUUGGAUUUCAACUGGGCAGGUCCAAUUUAGGUGCUUAGGGCUCAGUCUCAUUAUGCAACUGGGAUGAGUCUAAGUCAGUGACCCUUGACAAAAGGACAAGAUUCUCUGAACUGUUCAUUCAGCCACCUGUUUAUUAGAUCCAGGUCCCUGUUGGGUUGUUAAGAUGGCCAGGGAGGUGACUUUUAAUUGAGUCCAUGCUGUGGUGUUAGCUUUGAGAGGAGUGGUGCCUUCAGCCUUGAAGGAGGCUGUGGUGUGCCGCCUCAAGAAGCUAUCCUUAUACCUAACAAUUCUGUAGGGAACAUUGUUGACAAGGUGUCAGACUGAAGUUACAGAGAACUCUGGAGGAAGGGAAAUUAUCUAGACCACUUGUCCCCUUGUUAGAUGUGGUUUUGCAUAUAUAGUGCAUCGUUCAGAUGAAUGCUUAUAGCUUAUAUUGUAUUUUGUUCAUAUUGUAUUUUGUAAAUUGUAGCUUUGUUUUAAAUUGUGAGCCACCCAGUAUCACCUUGGAGUCAGGCAGUGUCUAAAUAUAAUGAAAUAAAUAAAUAAAGGACUCUGGUACUGAUAUGAAAUAUUGUACAUGUCUAUUCAGAACUGAAUUCCACUGAAUUAAAUAGGGCUUAGUUCCAGAUAAAUGGGCAAUGAAUUACAAGCUGAAACUACAAUAAAUGCCUCAAACACUAGACAGAGCUUUAAAUUAUGGUUAACUGCCAAGACAAAAAUACAAUUUAGGAUUGUUAUUACAGAUUUAAUAAAAUAAGAAAAAUUAAAAUUAUUCAUAGGUUUAACUCAGCUCAUUUGGAGAUACAAACUAUCAUUUUCAGUCAUGAUAGCAGAACAGACAUUUGUUUCUACAGCAUGAAGCUAGGAACUAGUAUUUUAGUUUUGUUCUUCAAACAAGGCCACAGCCCAAUCAUGCCCUCCUCUUCCUCUGAUCAAAAAGGCAAAUCAAGACUGUAAUGUUGACAACUAUGAUAAAUUUUUAAUGACUAAACACUUGCAACAAUAUGUUUACAUCCACUUUAAGAUAAAAUUUUCCAUCUUCAAUUAUGAUAGAUAAAUUAUUUCUAAACUUCUAAACUAAUAAUCUCUUUUGAGGAUCUGAUGGUAUUCCAUUAUUAUGAACAAGAAUCUAUGCAAUUAUUUGUGAUUAUUCAUGUGUAGAACUGUUACCAUAAACUCUGUCUGAAUCAAUUAAAAUAAUCACAAACGUCUAGAUCCCACCAAUGUUUAAUUCUUCGCCCUUUGCAUUGCCCAAUACUCUUAGCCUACUUGCACUAACCAUUUUCUUUGUCGCAGUAUAUUCACAGAACUUCAUUUUUUUUAGAAGCAAAUAAUUUUUAAAGAAAUAUUUAAUAUAACUAAAAUAAUUCUCUUCA
Messenger RNA from Candoia aspera, 7855 nucleotides. RefSeq names its product SMAD family member 9 (gene SMAD9). The coding region runs from base 336 to 1736 and encodes 466 amino acids. The record is from RefSeq and is a predicted model, not a curated record. The transcript is spliced from 7 exons. Gene Ontology annotation, biological process: cell differentiation; BMP signaling pathway; SMAD protein signal transduction. Gene Ontology annotation, molecular function: RNA polymerase II cis-regulatory region sequence-specific DNA binding; DNA-binding transcription factor activity, RNA polymerase II-specific; I-SMAD binding. Lineage: Eukaryota; Metazoa; Chordata; Lepidosauria; Squamata; Candoiidae. Gene Ontology annotation, cellular component: heteromeric SMAD protein complex.